CAAACUCAAGGGCCACCUCCCUCUCUCGAGGCCGAAACAGGGCCAUUUCUUCACUCUCUCUGCAAAAUGCAGAAUAUCGCUCCUGGUAUAAAUACUGAGCCGUGGCCAAGACCGAUCACACUUGAACACACAAGCUCAACAUGUUCAGCAAGAUCCUCGCCUUCUCCGCCCUCGUGGCCGCUGCCUCCGCCGGUGUUGUCGCCCCCGCGCUGACCACCUACGCCGCCGCCCCCGCCUACUCGGCGUACGCUGCCCCCAUCGCCCGUGCCGCUUAUGCCGCCCCCGCCUACGGCUAUGCCGCCCCCGCCCUUGCCCGCGCUGCCUACGCCGCUCCUCUGGCUUAUGCCGCCCCCGUCGCCAAGGCUGUCGUUGCCGCCCCCGCCCUCGCCAAGGUCGCCGUCCCCGCUGAAUACGAUGCCAACCCUCAGUACAGCUACGCUUACUCCGUGUCCGACGCUCUGACCGGCGACAACAAGCAGCAGCAGGAGAGCCGCCAGGGAGAUGUUGUCCAGGGCUCUUACUCCCUCAUCGAGGCCGACGGCACCCGUCGCAUCGUCGACUACACCGCUGACCCCAUCAACGGAUUCAACGCCGUCGUGCACAAGGAGGCCGCCGUCGCCAAGGCUGUUGUCGCCGCCCCCGCCAUCGCUAAGGUCGCCGCUCCCCUGGCUUAUGCCGCCCCCGUCGCCCACGCCGCUUAUGCCGCCCCUGCCUACGGCCGUGCCUACCUGGGUUAAGUGCUCAAAUCAGAACUGUUGGAGAUUAAUUUAUUUUUGAGUGAUAUAUUGUUCAUUUUUUAUGUUUUCGUGGUUUCAACACCAUGGUUGUACAAGACUUACAUACAAAGUGAAUAAAUGGAGUAAAAUACAGAACAGA
This is a messenger RNA of Cloeon dipterum, 876 nucleotides long. RefSeq names its product larval cuticle protein A3A-like. Bases 141 to 737 code for a protein of 198 amino acids. Gene Ontology annotation, cellular component: extracellular matrix. The transcript is spliced from 3 exons. NCBI's taxonomy places the organism in Eukaryota, Metazoa, Arthropoda, Insecta, Ephemeroptera, Baetidae. The record is from RefSeq and is a predicted model, not a curated record.